GGGACGAUGCCAAUGCGUCGCCGUCGUCGGCACAGGUGUGCGCUCCCCAGCAAAUCGCUAGUCCCCCGCCACACCUUUCUCCCCUAUUAAGCCCCGGAUGCUACGUCUCCCCGCAGUCCACACCAUCGUCUUAUCUCGGGGCCAGGGCCAGAGCCAGAGGAAUUGUUUCCUUCUUCUACCUUCGUUCGGUCGAGCUUGUGCGCCGCCGAUCGGCAUGGCGAGGAAAUGCUCGAGCUGCGGCCACAAUGGCCACAACUCGAGGACCUGCAGCGGGCACCGAGGCGUUGAGAGCGGCGGCGGUGGGCUGAGGCUGUUCGGGGUGCAGCUGCAGGUGGGCGCUGCGCCUCUCAAGAAGAGCUUCAGCAUGGAGUGCCUGUCGUCAUCGGCGUCGGCCUACUACGCGGCGGCGGCGGCCGUGGGUGUCGCCGCGUCCAACUCGUCGUCGUCCGUGUCGUCGUCGUCGUCGCUCGUCUCGGUGGAGGAGAGCCCGGAGAAGAUGGGCCACGGGUACCUCUCCGACGGGCUCAUGGGCAGGGCUCAAGAGAGGAAGAAAGGUGUUCCAUGGACCGAGGACGAGCACCGGAGGUUCCUGGCCGGCCUGGAGAAGCUGGGGAAAGGCGACUGGCGAGGCAUCUCCCGGCACUUCGUCACCACACGCACGCCGACGCAGGUGGCCAGCCACGCCCAGAAGUACUUCCUCCGGCAGGCCGGCCUCGCGCAGAAGAAGCGGCGGUCCAGCCUCUUCGACGUCGUCGAGAGAAAUGGCGACAGGGGAGCCACCGAGCGCCGUCACAGGCUGAAACCCGAUGUCACCAGCUCUGUAGACGCGAUGGGAUUAACAUUCCCAGCUCUUUCCCUGGGCGCCAGCCGGCCGAGGCCGGACGCCGCGCUACCGCCGUGCCUGACUCUGAUGCCGAGCUGCUCGUCGCCGUCGUCGGCGCCGAGCCGCGCACCGAAGCUCCCUCCUUCCCUGGGCCUGGUGUCACAUGCAAAUCCUCCUCGGCAGGCGCCUGACCUGGAGCUAAAGAUCUCGUCGACGGCCGCCCGGAAGACCGACCAGCAGGCCGGCGCCGCCGCCGGCUCGUCGCCGCCUUUUUUCGGAACCAUCAGGGUCACCUAGAGCGAGCAAAAGACAACCCACCGAAGCGACGGCUGAAAAGAGAUCUUUCCGUAGACGACGACGACGACGAAGAACAAGAAGAAGAAAGAGCUUUUGCUAGUGGCGUGCUACAUUAACAGUAGUAUGUCAGUCUAAGUGUGCGUGUGUUGCUGGCACGGCAUUAAGAAAUGCCAUCACCGAUCCAUCCAUAACCAUCCUGUAUUAUCACCAUCACAAGGCCCAACUUUACUGGCCUAAUUUAGCCAUGCAAAUAAACAAGGAACGGGCCUCAUUAGCACCA
Molecule: messenger RNA, 1400 nt
Organism: Aegilops tauschii subsp. strangulata
Lineage: Eukaryota; Viridiplantae; Streptophyta; Magnoliopsida; Poales; Poaceae
Biological process (GO): response to ethylene; response to gibberellin
Molecular function (GO): zinc ion binding; DNA binding
Source: RefSeq, a predicted model, not a curated record